CUUGCACAUACGUGAUCGCACUCGAUCGCCCGUGGCGACCCUUUUUGUUUACCCAGACUCCGAGAACCUAUUUGCACGCUUCUAAAAACACUUUUGAGCUAGACCUUAGUGCGACAGUUCUGAGCAGACAUUGAUGUUGCUCUAUUCAGCGUUUGAUAUUUAGAAUUCACAACCAUUUGUGGGUACACAUCGAAAGUUUAAGUAUGGAGACUGCAGACAUAACGGCCAAACUCAUUGUAUGUCUCGUAGCAUCCUUACAUUUCUCAGCUGCUGAAGAUGUUCAAUCGGCUCAUUCUCACGAUCAGUCCUCUUCCAAGACCUCGUUCCCACCCGGCCACCUGAAGCCUUUGGCUUCCGAGUCUACCCGCCUCCCCGUCUCGGUCAUCGAGGAGUUCCCCUCCCCGUCCGAGUUCUUUCGCGACUAUGUCUACCCUUCAGUUCCUGUUCUCGUCAGGCAGGGAGCGCGGCGUUCGCCGGCCUUCCGGAAGUGGACCGACGAGUACCUGAAGAGCUUGCCCGAGUCUCAGGAACUGAUCCGUGUGGAGAUGCGGAAGGUGGAGGAAAGACAACUACCGAGGAUGGAGAUGCCCUUGGCUGAAUUCCUCGACAGAUAUCAAACCCACGAUGAGUACCUUGUCGCAAAAGUUCCAGAUUACUUGAAGAAAGACGUGCUACUUCCGCCAUCUUUGCAUUGCACAAACGUCACAGCGAAUUUGCUGGAAACGAUGCUUUGGUUUAGUAGCGGCGGUACCAAGUCUCAUUUGCAUACCGACUACGUAGACAUCAUCAACUGUGUGUUCAGAGGCCAGAAAGACUUCCUGCUUGUCAAUUACACCAAGUACAGAGACCAGAUUGUCUACGACCACCCAGAGGGAUUCUACUCGAGCGUAGACGUUGAACGAGUUGACUUAAACAAAUUUCCCGGACUGAGAAACCUCGAGUUCAUGGAGGCUAAACUGGAAGCCGGCAACUGCCUCUACCUCCCCUUCAAAUGGAUACAUCAGGUGAAUUCGCAUGGCAGCAAUGUUGCGGUCAACAUAUGGUGGAAUCACCAAGCCUACGCCGUGCCCAGCCCGGAGUCCUGCGGGAGGCUUGAUCCAGGGCUCUCGCUGGCCGAUGUUCGCUUCUAUUACCACGAAGAGCCAGACGCUUACAAACGGCGAGAUCUCCACCCAGAACUGGAUUUCGUCGAGGACCCGUCGGCAAAUUUGAUGGCAUUCAUGGACGAAAAGGAGACCGAGUCGUUGACAGAGCGGCAGUUUCUGGAAUUCAUGGACAUGAUAAUGCCAGGACAAGAUCACGGUAACAUUUGGACCGAGGAGGCCUUGGGUCUCGUACACCAGAUAUUCCAAAUACUUGACAUCGAUGGCGAUGGGGAGAUAGCAUCACAGGACGCAGAAAAGUUUCCUAAAGAUAUCAACAAGUUUCUGCCCUUUUCCAUCAAUUUGGGACAGAAGAUGAUGGUCUUGGGUGACAUCGUCGAUGGGCAGAUCACAAAACAAAAACAGGAACUUCUGAAGAACUUUGGAAAGGUGUCGCAUGCUGGAAGCGCACCGUCGCUCCAAGCCAACAGCAAGGCCAAUGAACAACCUCCUAUGUCCAAGCAGGAACUGUGACAUUUCAACAAGUAGUUAUACAACAUACCUUGACUGGCUAUACACUUUUCCGCUCUAUUUUAAAGAAAUUGUAAAGAUUUUAUGGGAGAAUCAAGUGAAAAUGAUCAGAGUUUUUUACUUCUUGCCACUGACACCGCUGUCUGCAAGCCUGUAACCCGGAUAUUGUUUAUUGUCAUAAUACCUGUAGUACUGUUGGACGGGGAAGUCCCGACGGAGUCCCAGCGUUGCAACACGACACCGCUUGCGGUUGGACACAAAAAUCCUGAGUGUGUAAUGAAUGAUUAUUCAAUAGAAGUGUUCCAGGAAUGUCUUUCGUAUUUAGUAACCCAACCAUGGAGUUGCAUGCAAACUGGAAAAACACUUCAUCAUCCAGUUCCAUUAUAAACCCAGUGGAAACGAAACGCUGACAAUUGUGGGGAGAAGUCCUUCCUUUCAGGAAUCUUGGUUGAAAACUUUCGUACUCCGAAUGUUGAUAUCGCGAGAAUCAAUAGCGCUUGAAAUUAAGUGUCUUUAUAAGUUGAAGGAGAUCUCUCUGGAUGGAUAUGCUGUCGCUCUGCUAGUUAAUAGUGUCAUAACAAACAUAAUUUGGUUUCAGCUUCUAUCGUCAGCACCCCUGGUGUGUAUUGUAUCUGCAUUACAUGGUGACAGCUUGCGAUAAUAAUAUUAAUUGCGUAACUGAA
This is a messenger RNA of Acanthaster planci (crown-of-thorns starfish), 2296 nucleotides long. RefSeq lists its product as uncharacterized. NCBI's taxonomy places the organism in Eukaryota, Metazoa, Echinodermata, Asteroidea, Valvatida, Acanthasteridae. The record is from RefSeq and is a predicted model, not a curated record.